AUGGCGUGCACUGGUGUGUGGAUCGUGUGGCUUGCUCUCGUAGUUGUUCAGCUUGGUUUUGGAGCGUAUGGAGUGAUUGUUUCGCAGUUUGCUAAAGAGAACCAGGCUGAUCCUUUGGUUUUUAUCCUGAUUCGAGAUGCAGGAUGUUGCCCGGUGCUUCUGUUGGCUGCUUUUGUCUCUGAAAAGUCAGUUCAAAUUCUAUCAUUAAGGUGAGAGUUAAAUAACCUUCCAAUGUUUUCUGAAAAGCGAGCUAAAUUUAAAAGCUGAAAUUAAAUUGAAUUUCAAGUACAGGAAUAUUUCUCUUUUCUUAACUUACUAGCUGACUUGUCUUGUGAUCUCUCGAUCGAUCUCACGAUCGAGUUUCUAGUUUGCCUCACUGAAUUUGAACUUCUUGGAGAUUCAGUGCAUAUGCUCAGUUUUGACGAUCUGUCUAAGUUAAAUGUUAUAUUUGUUUAUAAUAUGAAACAAUUUGGCAGUCACUGAAGCUGCCAGGGUCUUGUGUCAUUAAUACCUGGUACCGCCAGACCAAAUACAUUUAAUUUAUACCUUCGAAUCCCUGAUUUACUAAACGAUUUGAUGUGAAGAACCAAAUACAUGCUUGUGGCUACAUGGGUCUUCCAGUAAAUUUUUUCAGGACACCAGUACUUUGUUAUUCUAGGUCUGUCAUUAUAGCGGUGAAGAAGCUCUUUAAUAACGUCAGAAUACAAUUCACUCUGUUAAUAUUACGGUGGGCUAGGUCUCUUCACUGUGGGGUGUAAUUAUUGUAUUUAAUAUGGCCUUAUUUGAUUUACAACUUGCUAGUUUGAUUUUGAAAGGUGUUGGUACUUUUUUUCAAGGCAUUAAGCUAUUAUCUGCGUUAUAUUUUGUCCUUUUAUCACUGCAUUAUUGUAUUCUUCAAUUUCAACUUUGGAACUUACAGUUUUUGCCGUUGUAAUGUCAUUUCGAUGGCGUGCAUUUUAUUCUGGUGAUUACUAAAUCAUGUUUUACAAGGUAACAUGCAAUUCGGCAUGACACACAGAAAUGCUCUGAAUAUAUCAAUGUCAUAACAGGAAUGUUAAUGCGUCACAAUAGCUCAUCUUAGUACCAUGACUUCCUUUGAAUACCACAAUUGUGUAUCUUAACGUCAUAACUGAAUUAGUUAACACGACAGACCUCUUUAGCUUGUAAGUUUUGUUUUUCCAGUACACUGGGUCAUGUAAUCUAUAGAACAGUUUCUUUCAAAUUUCGUAUUAUUUACGUGCACAUCUACGCAUGCGCAUAAUUUAUGAAAAGACAAAGGGCCAAGUUCCCAUGGGACCUCUACUGGGAAAACAAAAAGCUGCAAAACAUACGAGCAAAGAGGUCUAUUUAAAACAUUUAUUUUUGGCAAACUCCCGUGAUCCCCGCCACGUUUUUAGAGUUCCCCACGUGACUGAAUAUAUUGCCAGUCGGUCUCCAAAUCAACUGCUGUUGUGUGAACGUUAUGGACGAUAGCUGGAGGAGAGGGGAAAAUGAUUAUGAUUAAAAACAUGAUAAGCGCGUGUGAGAAAGUGGGGGGAGGGGGGGGAGGGGGGCAGCGGAUUUUUGCCAUUGAAGUCCUAACGGCGCUCUUUGUAAUUCCACAGGGAAAUUCCUCUGUUUGCUGUUCUCGGGCUAACAGGGUUGCUUGGAGAUCACUUGCUGUUUCUUCUUGGUGUUUACUACACAAACGCCAAUAUUACGGCAAUAUUUCAACCCAUCAUUCCUGUAUGGACAGCAUUGCUCGCUAUUAUUGUGCGAAUAGAACCGUUCCCAAACCUCCGCACUUUGCGCGGCUGGGCUAAGUGUCUGGGAAUUGUUCUGGCUGCAGUGGGUGCCAUAGUGAUGACUCUAAAAAAGUCCGCUUCAGGCAAAGCAGCAGAUCACGGAACUUCUACAAGUGAUGAUAUCCACUUUAUAGGGUACAUUUUUCUAUUAGGGAACACCCUUUCCAUGGCCGGGUACGUUCUUCUUCAGAAAAAGUUUAUCUUUGAUAAAGAAGAGUCUGCUUGGAAAACUAAACCUGUCACUGUUACAGCAUGGCCUUUCAUGUUUGGCACAAUCUUCUUGGCUUUGGCAUCGCUUUACUACGUCAAUAAGCCCGAAAAGUUCACCUAUUUCCCCGAGGAAGAAAUCUACCCGAUUCUCUACGCCAUUUUCGUAAACUCUGGCCUCUGUUAUCUUUUAAUUUCCUGGUGCAACAUGCAGAUUUCUGCGUCACUUGUCACAGCAACCUGGCCUCUUCAGACUUUGUUCUGCGCCAUCUUGUCAUAUUUCGUUUUAGGGGAGGUCCUGAAUACGUUGGAGUAUCUUGGGGGCGUGGUUAUUGUUUUUGGUCUCAUGGCGGUCGCUUGGUCGAAUUUCGCAGAAGAAAGAAAAAGAAGAGAGGAAGAGGAAUUGUUAAACGACUCAUACGGCUUUGUUAAAGUAUCGCAGUAUGAUACCUUUGCACCCGAAACAUUCCAAACCGAGGAAAAAGGCAACAACGUAACCCUUGUUACACACUAA
Porites lobata is the source of this 2505-nucleotide messenger RNA. NCBI's taxonomy places the organism in Eukaryota, Metazoa, Cnidaria, Anthozoa, Scleractinia, Poritidae. The record is from the annotation of a GenBank genome assembly.